AUUCCAUUACUAUUAAAUUUGUUUGUUUGCUUUUUUUUGUUUUGUUUUGAUUUUGUACAGGUCUUGAGAGAGGUAUAUGGAACAACAACUUUUUAGGAUAUCGUCUAUUAUUUUUUACAUUGAAAUAACACUUGCAACUGCUUUAUCGUAUUGACUUGUUAUUUUUCACCCUCCUUAUUUGUAUAGAUUGUCAUACGUUUACUUGGUACUUUAAGUUGUCCUGUGGUUUAAUAUUUCAAAUAAUGUCCCCUUGCCAUCCUCUUGAGUUGUGGUUAGGAAAGUUUUCUACUCAGUGAAAUUUACGUCUACCUACUUAUCUGUUCUCUUCGUAUAUUGUAAUAUUUGACUUUCACUGGCGACCUUAUUGAUGUUGUUGUUUGUGUUCAUAAACAUUUCCAAAGCAACCAAGUAUUUUCUGAUGGUAGUUUUCUAUAUUUUUUAUUAGAUGUCAACAGCUACAAAACAAUUAAGAUUACCUCCAAUGCCCAAAAUUUCUGACAUCAUACGUUUAUACGGUUUAAGAGCGAAAAAGCAACUGAGUCAAAACUUCAUACUUGAUUUAAAUAUAACAGACAAAUUUGCCCGCAAAGCUGAUGUUUUUGAUUGCCACGUGGUAGAAGUUGGUGCAGGACCCGGUUCACUCACAAGAUCGUUGCUCAAUAGUGGAAUCAGACAUCUGCACGCUGUGGAAAUAGAUGACAGAUUUUUGCCAUCCUUAGAGAUUUUAAAAGAUGCGUCUAAAGGUCAUAUGACAAUACAUCAUAUGGAUAUCAUGAAAUUUGAUUUCAUUUCUGCAUUAACAGAUGUCCAUCACGCACCAUGGGAAAGUAAUGAUCUACCUAACGUCCGUCUUGUUGGCAACCUACCCUUCGCAGUAUCUAUCCCAUUGCUUCUUCAAUGGUUGCAAGCUAUAUCACGAAGAAAAGGACCGUUCCAGUAUGGACGAGUUCCUAUGACGUCGGUGUUUCAAAAAGAAGUCGGCGAGAAUUUGACUGCCGACGCUUUCAACUACAAUAGAUCACGACUCUCGAUAAUGGCUCAAAAUUACUGUCACGUGAGCAGAGCGAUGAUAUUAAAUAGUGCCGUCUUCACACCGGAACCUGAGGUCGAUGCUUGGCUGGUUCACUUUAUCCCCCGUCGAAAGGCACAAAUUGAUGCUCCAUUCGAUGUCAUUGAGCAGGUUGUUAAAGCCAUAUUUUCCAAAAGAAAAAAAGUGAUUAGAACUCCGUUAAGGCAUAAGGAAAAUGCUUGAGAUUUAAAGCGUAUAGUAUGAGGAAAGAAAGCAACAUAUUUUACAUGUAGUGAACUCUCAACAUUACGACCGGGCGAUAUAACGAACCCACAAUAUAACGAACCCGCAAUAUAACGAACCUCGAUAUAACGAACCUCCGAUAUAACGAACCUCCGAUAUAACGAACCUCCGAUAUAACGAACCUCCGAUAUAACGAACCUCCGAUAUAACGAACCUCGAUAUAACGAACCUCCGAUAUAACGAACUUGCAAUAUAACGAACCUCCGAUAUAACGAACCUGCAAUAUAACGAACCUCGAUAUAACGAACCUCCGAUAUAACGAACCUCCGAUAUAACGAACCUCCGAUAUAACGAACCUGCAAUAUAACGAACCUCGAUAUAAUGAACCUCCGAUAGAAUUCUUUAGAAGUAGAAUACUAUUUAGUACCGGUACUUAUCUAUUAUAUUUGGACAAAUUUUUUUAGUCCAAGUUUUUCGUCACCUGGAGAAUCGUCAUUUUUGAAAUUAGUCAUGCAUUUUUGAGUCAAGCAGCCAUCAUUAAGUUUGCGCUAUGUUUGUGAGAAGUGUGUGACAUGUUUUCAAGGAUCACGAACCAACCCCCAGUGGAAAAGAGGCUAUGCUUUAGUGGAUAAGAGGCUAACUAAUAGUCUUAGUGUCAUCCAGUCAUGUUAUUAUUUUUCAACAACAUUAAGAAAAUAUUUUUAUGAGAUGUACUUUUUUAGGUCCAGCCCGGGUGAUUUUAAAUACUAAAUAAUUUUUUAACACAAUAUAGAGCCGCCCUUUUUUUGUUAUUUUUCUUUUGUAACGGGAUAUUUCGCGAAGGUGAUGGUACCUUUGAUUUUAGCUUUUUUGAAUAGUUCUUUUUAUUGAAGAGAAAAAACAUGUACAGAUUUAGGCUUCA
Molecule: messenger RNA, 2153 nt
Organism: Hydractinia symbiolongicarpus
Lineage: Eukaryota; Metazoa; Cnidaria; Hydrozoa; Anthoathecata; Hydractiniidae
Product: dimethyladenosine transferase 1, mitochondrial-like
Exons: 7
Coding region: 446-1252 (268 amino acids)
Biological process (GO): transcription initiation at mitochondrial promoter; rRNA methylation
Cellular component (GO): mitochondrial matrix
Molecular function (GO): mitochondrial transcription factor activity; rRNA (adenine-N6,N6-)-dimethyltransferase activity
Source: RefSeq, a predicted model, not a curated record